Molecule: messenger RNA, 975 nt
Organism: Necator americanus (New World hookworm)
Lineage: Eukaryota; Metazoa; Nematoda; Chromadorea; Rhabditida; Ancylostomatidae
Exons: 13
Coding region: 1-975 (324 amino acids)
Source: RefSeq, a predicted model, not a curated record
AUGGGAAAUUUAAUAUCUAAGCAAGACGAUCGUGAACCUAGAACGGUAGCUGAAGCAAAGGCUGAAAUCACGGAAGUACUUCGAAAAAUACAGGAUCACUACGCAGCUAUUAACCAAAUGCGAUUACAAGAUCGUAAAAAAUGGAAAUUUUUCAACAAAAGAGUUGAAGAACUUGAAGUUGUGAAAGCAAGAGCUUUGAAACAGGAAAGGAAGCGCUUGCGAGAUCAGGAGCGAGCGAAGGAGCGCGAUGAACUUGAAGCUAAAACUUUCUCCAAAGAAUUCGUCAUAACACCUUACGGUUCCAGCAAGGAGCAUAUCAAAUAUCCAAACCUUCAACAACAACGAGAACAGACAAGCGCGACGGAAACAAAGUCUAAAGAGAAAGUACCGUCGAAGCCUGAAUUCUUAGCCACUGCAGAAGAAAUCACGGAACCAAUUGAUCGCAGCAAAUCGACGGCUUCAUACAAAUCUCCUAAACCAAGUAUCGGCACUGCAAAACUGGAUGAGACCAAGAGUAGUGCUCACCUACUGGAAGAGAUAUCAGAUAGUGGAACCGGAUCUCCAUCCUCAAAACAUACUGCAGCAAAAAGCGUGGGAAGUGAAGAGCUAUUCGUCCAAAUCGAUAAACCAUCAGUACCCAGAAGGGUGAUUGGACCGUACCCAGAUGCAAUCAUACAUAGAGCUAAACUUGUAUCAGUUCCACUGCUGUUGAAUGAGGAUGAGAGCCUUUCUAGUGAGUAUACAAAUGUCUCGGUUCCUUCGUCUUCACAUAGGUCGCACAAGGAACUAAAGAAGCCUAAUUGUCCAAAACCAGUGAUAGGUGUGUCUUUUCGCACAUGUUCGCGGCGUAAGAAUACAGAAGAAAACUUUGCGAAAAAGCCAGUCACGGACAAGAGUGAAAAGCGAAGACGCAGAAAAUACGUGGAUUAUGCUCCUCCCAUAAACUUCCCGGAAGAACAUUACCACUACUUUUAA